UCGGCCCGACGACAUCGACCGGAGUCACCUGCGGAUACACGUGCGGUUUCAGGAUAGCCUACGAUCAGGCAGGGUCAUAGCGACCGAAACGAUCACAACCGCUGUGAAUCACGAGAUAAUCGCGAUCGCUUCUCGACGACCGGCCGACAAUCUCGAUUCUUAUCCGCGCGUUUGUCCUCGCCUCGCGCAUUGCGAAUCGCUCUCGACGACACGUGUCUCGCGACAGUUAUGUGCACAGCGCGGCGAGAAGGAGGGUGAAGUGUUCAGAUACAUAUUUGUAAGUGAGACCAAGACAGAGAAGAGGAGUUCGUAAUCAGAAUCGCGGUGGGCGCUCGAUCGGUUCCUCGAUGCGCUUUUUGUCAGAGGGUGAUAGUAGCACGUGGUGGAAACUUGACGAUCUCUGACAAGAGUCCUGCGCCGGAUACAGGGAGUUACGUUUGUCAGUUAGCGAGUGAGAAGCGAGUGAGAUCCAUUCUUAACGAGUGCGCUCGCCAAAGUCGCCGACGACGAGGACCAUGAAGAAAUCCUACUUCGUCUUCAUAAGCCUGCUGGGCCUCGUCGUGAGUGACAACAGCACAAUCGGCGAUCACUCAAUCACAGAGGACGCUUCAGAAAUCACCAACAAUGGCAACAAUUACGCGACCGACGUCGUAGAUCAGAGUGCUGGCUGGGGAGAAUGGUCACCAUGGUCGAAGUGGUCGCCAUGCACGAGGACGUGCGGUGGCGGAAUCUCACGGCAGCAGCGUCGAUGCAGGCGUAAACCGUGUAAAGGGAGAGUCUGGACUACCAAGUAUAAAAUUUGCAAUCCUGAGCCCUGCGAGAAAAGCGGCGAUUUUCGUGCGGCACAAUGCGCUGCCUUCGACAAUGUGCCAUACAGUGGACAACUGCUCAAAUGGUAUCCCCAUUACGACCCGGCUAGGCCGUGCGCUUUGAUCUGCCGUGGUGAGCAAACCCUCGAGAACGGCAUUAGACGGUCGCGGCAGGAAGUGUCGUCGGAUGAGAAGACGGUGCCGCAUGAUGUCACCGACAGUCUGCAAUUCGACAGCGACGAAACGAUAGUGGUGCAGCUAGCGGACAAGGUGGAGGAUGGCACGAGAUGUUACGCGGAGGGCAUGGACGUCUGCAUAGGCGGCGAGUGCAUGAAGGUUGGCUGCGACCUUAGAGUGGGUAGCAACAAGAACACAGAUGCGUGUGGCGUUUGCGGAGGGAAUGGAUCAAGCUGUCAAUCGCGAUACUCCUGGAGUUUGGAAUCGAUAUCCGGCUGUUCCAAGGCUUGCGAUGGAGGUUUCAAAGUAGCGAUAGCGGUGUGCAAAUCGGUCGGCUCAGACGAGAGUGUCGUGGAGGACAGCUAUUGCGAUGCAAAGAGCAGACCAGAAAAGACCCGAAUGCCGUGCAACACGCACCCCUGCACAACGAAAUGGGUGAGCGGAGAAUGGAGCGCGUGCAGUGCGAGCUGCGGCGGCGGAUCGCGAACGAGGUCCGUGUUCUGCACCGAGGAGAAUGGGAACGAAACCACGAAGUUACCCGACCACAAGUGCAUCGGCACGCACAAACCGCGCACUCAGGAAACCUGCAACACCGUGUCCUGCCCGAUGUGGGAAACCGAUAAAUGGAGCGAGUGCUCCGUGACCUGUGGCACCGGAAUACGGACGAGGACGAUCGAAUGCAGAGACGGUGUUGGUGCCAUCUCCAGGGACUGCGACCCUGCGGAACGUCCUCGUACCGAACAGGAAUGCAAGACGAACGUCGUCUGUUCCACAUAUGGAGACGGCAUGACGCAGCCUCUGGUGCAGCCAUAUCCGCUAUCCCCGGUGUCAGAGAAGUUGAUGGACCAGCCGAUACCUUCUGAAUCGACGUUUAUCGCUGAGGAAUGGUCCCCCUGCAGCGUCACCUGCGGCGAGGGCGUCAGGCACAGGGAGGUGCGCUGCAAGAUAUACCUCGAGUUUAGCCAAACGAUCGCCAAGUUGCCGGAUAACCAAUGCUCCGGUCCGAAACCCGUCGAGACGGAGAAGUGCACUAUGGAGCCGUGCGGCUUGCUGGAAAACAGUCUCUACAGGAUCGACACGGUCGGCGACAGCGGAUAUGCCGAGUCGAGUUUGACGGACAUGUACAGUAGUAGAUCAUCGUCGGGGAGUUCCGGCGGAAGUGACUACGACGGCAGCAUCAAGGUCGCCCCGGGUAGCGACGUACAGACUACGUACUCGUGGAAGGAAGGCGGUUACACCUCCUGCAGCGCUACUUGCUUAGGAGGUGUUCAGGAUCUUAUUAUAAACUGCGUUCGCGAUGAUACUGGGAAAACCGUGAUGCCACUUUUAUGCUCCACGGAGACGAAACCGGAAGCGAGAGUACGAGUCUGUAACGAUCAUCCGUGUCCUCCCAGGUGGAAUUAUAGCGAAUUCUCCACUUGCAUGAGCCCCUGCGGUAUUGGUAUACAGACACGUGAUGUUACCUGUAUUCACGAAGUGACACAAGGCACCGGCAAGGCAGUGCCCGUUCCAAGUUCAAUGUGUCCGCAACCGCCCCCCGCCGACAGACGAUACUGCAAUGUCUGGGAUUGCCCUGUCAAGUGGAGCACGGGGGAAUGGGGGAAGUGCUCAAAAACAUGCGGCGGUGGUGUGAAGAAGCGACAGGUGAUCUGCGAGCAAAUAAUGGCACAAGGUCGCAAGCAGAAUCGCGAAGAACGCGAAUGUCCGCUUCAAAAGCCAGCCAGCGAGAAACCUUGCAACACCAGAGCCUGUCACGAUUCGGAUUUAAGCGUGCCGCCGAUAAUCACUAGUUUGAACACGGUAUACAAUCAAACGGACAUCAAUGCGAAGGUGGACUUGAAAAUCGGCGGACUCGCUAGGAUUUUUCAAGGGACACCUUCUAUCAAGAUUCGCUGUCCGGUUAGAAAGUUCGACAAAGCGCAGAUUAUAUGGACGAAGGACAACAAGGAAAUACGAAAAUCAAGAAAAUACAAGAUCAGCAGGAAGGGAGCUUUGAAGAUAAUCGAUAUAGCCGCCUCGGAUUCGGGAGUCUAUGCCUGUAUUGCGGGAAACUCGCACGCAGAGACGCAGUUGGUGGUAAAAUUUCGCUCCAAAGAGCAGAUAAGUAGCGAGGAAUAUUUACGACUCGGCAAUUCCGUUCACCUACAACGAAACGCGAAUCUCGAUUCUGCGCCAGCAAAUUCGGGCGAAAGCCCUUACACUGAUCAUGCGGCAGCCUAUGGAAAUCGUUUCGACAGCGAAGACCUCAGCCAUGAGGCUCCCAGCAAGCCAACGAGAAAACCACAUCAAAAGAAGCAGAAAACCAGUCCCACUCCGUCGGACGCCACAAUGAUGCACAAAGAGCAUACUGUUACCUCCUUCAACCAGCCGGGAUAUCACGAAUCCGUGGAAUCACCUGCUCCAUCAAGUGCUUCUACCCUCGUGCCGCACUUGAGCUACUUGAUAUCGGGCUUGAAGGCCUACUGGCCGUUUCACAGCGAAAUGGCUGCAAGCGGUAGUCGCAAGGCCGCUUCCACGUCAUUUGUCGGGGACGGACAUAAAGGGAGGACGGCGACGAAGCGUAGAAUGUCUAACGGAAGAACCGACUUGAUGUAUCAGAGCAUAGACGACAGCUUGGACAAUCUAUAUCGCAACACGGCCAUCCCAGACGAGACCUUCGGUCCGGACGAGGAGCGGAUAUUCAUCGACGUCGAUCCCUACGACCUGGACGAAUCUAUAUUCGGGCUGCAGCACGGCGACGGCAUUAAGCCGACGCCCGGCGUAAUGGAGAAAGUAAAUACCAAGCACGCCACAAAGCCCGAUAUCGAUUAUAUGGAGCAGUCGCUGAAAAAUGUGAAAAGGCAAUGGCAGAAACCGGGAGACGAGUACAAAGGUCAGUGGAGUACCACGCCCAACAGUCACGUUCAGAGCAGAAUCAUGACCGUCGAGUCCAUCACGUCCCCGGAAAACGGUGGCGCGGACGUAUACUACGUCGCGAACUCCAGCACGAAAAAAGAAACGCUCGAGAAAGGGGACAGUUCUGCUGACGAUAGUGAUGAGUCCAUCAAUCAUGACGCCUAUGGAAACCGGAGAACUGAAGAUUCAUCCACCGUCACCCCCACAAUGAUAUCUAGAAGUCUCGAGGACCGAUUAAGGAUAGCGGAGUUGGACCAUCGUAGUUUAAGCCACGCGAACAAGACAAUCGAGUACAGUGACGCGUUCGAGGAAGAGUCCGAUAAGCGAAAGAUCGAACCAUAUGUGGAAAAUCACACGACAAAUUAUACCGCCGCGCGAUUUCCCGUUACCAGAAACUUGGAAAAUAGAGCGAGGGAAGACACGACGUUGAUUGAUGAUCGCAGGUCGAGCGCUGGAGACAAUUCCGCUGAAGACGCGGGAAACGUGUCUCGCGAUCAAGAGGAUCGUGUUGCAUUCAUGGAAGAAGCCUCCUUAAUUAAUCUCAAAGAGAUUUCUAGAGGACAACAUACGCCGACCGGAGAUACGCCCGCGAACGUUUCGGCCUCCACCGUAACGGCGGAAGGCGACGCGACGAAGGAUCCCGUUGUAGAAUCGCUCGCUGCUUUAGGAAGGGCUUAUAACGUAGCGGUGGAGAAUGCGGAGAAUCUGGUGUUCGAGUGGAUCACGACCGACUGGUCGAAGUGUUCUCAAACCUGCGGAGGAAGUGGAUUCCAGAUGCGAGGUGCGCAGUGUACAGUUCGAUCGAAGGUAGACGGCAACUCCACGCGCGUUACGCCGAGAACAGUUAUCGGCGCGACAUUGUGCGAGGACGCCGGGCAUCAAGUACCGCAGAAGGUGAGACCCUGCGGAAUGGGUAGAUGCCCUCAAUGGCAUGCGACAGAAUGGACUCCGUGCGAAACGUCCAGAUGCUUCAAUUGGAAAACGGCGAUGCAGAAACGGGACAUUAGCUGUCGUCUGGUGUACGAUACGGAGGACGAUCGGGAGAACGUCACGUUGCUGGAUGCGAGCAAGUGCGACGAAGCCACGAGGCCGUUACAAAGACAGGAGUGCUACAAUGACGCCUGCAAGGGCGUCUGGAGGGUCGGCGAAUGGACAGAGUGCACCGCGUCUUGCGAAGAAGAUGGUAUUAAGUAUAGGAUUCUGCAGUGCGUCUGGUUCGGCACGAAAAAGCCAGCUGGAAACGCCUGCAGAGAUAUACCACGACCUCCUGUAAUGAAAACGUGUAGAGGUCCGCCUUGUCCUCAGUCGCCUGAAGAUUGCAAGGAUAAUUCGCAACUAUGCAGCAGAGUGAAAACGAUGAACAUGUGCAAGGUGCCGCUGUACAAGAAACAGUGCUGCGCAUCAUGUCGCUAGAUCCGGGAAAGUAAUUGCAAGUGGACUCGUGUAAGGAUUAGACGUAAAUGAAUGACAAUGAAGAGUGCGCGUGAGACAGAGAAUGUAAAUCGUGAAAUUGGUCGAACAAUUAUUUCGUGACAUUAUGUAAACACAUCCGGGAUGCCUGUUGUUAGUAAAUUAUGUAACAUGCGAAAUGAGCGUGUCCACUGUGGAAUAGCGUUGCACGGUAUUACGAUGUCCGAUUCAUAGAUAGAGGAUAUCCGAGAAAGAAGUCGACCAAAUUUACUUCGCUGUAAUAGUUUCCUCGUCGUAUCAUUGCGAGAACUCAUUCACCUCCUUGCCUCGAACGUUCCUCGUGUAAUAAAGAAACUCGCCAAUCUUAACAAUUUCUAACUAAUUAAAUCAUAAUUUUCUAGCGUAUGUCACGUGUAGUUUGGCGCAAUUCUUUAAUUGCGCAAGCUCCUUGCUCCUAGUUAAAAGAAAAGGAAAAAAAAAAAAUGAAAAUUUGGCAUUCGUCCAAGAAAGUUUGAGAACGUUAUAUUGUUACAGUUCAAUGAGAAAAACGGCAGUAUAAAACUUAUUACUACGUUCUGAAAAGAAUAUUAUUGCGACGUAUCGUUGGAAACGACAUGUUAUUAAAUAUUGUCAAUGUUGGUGCUUUAAGUCGCACGGAAAAUGGCUUUAAGCAAAAUGAAAUAUUCAAAUUUUAAUAAAACGCUAAAUAUUGGGAAAUUGGGAAGCAUAGUUUGUGUCACAUAUUAGAGAUAUUCCUUCUUGAGGUUUAUUUUUUUAUAUCUCUCCCUCACAAUAAGAGCGUAAUCCAUUUUAUUGUUUCUGAACGUGAUAAAAGUCAUUCUUUAAGACUGAAACGCGACUUUCGUCUCUUCAAAUGCCAUUAUUCUUGGGCAUUAAUGUAAAAACGGAGUUACGUUUGAAAGAAAUGUUUAAUAUCAUAAAUCGGUAGAAAUAUUUAUUUCCGUUCUAUCUUUGAACAUACAUUUAAUGAUACGUUAUCAUUUUAUGCGUUAGAUUCUGAUAUAAAUUAUUUGUACGUGCGGACGUAAGAUAUAAUGUUAUUUAAGAAUAUAAGUUAUGAAUAAAUUAUUACGCGCCUAUAAGCGUCCCGUCGGGCGAUCUUAAGCCAAUAGAUCCUAAGCAAUAAAAAUACAUAAGUAUUGUAAUAUAAUAUUUUGUUAAUAAUCUCUCUGGCGAAAAUUCGUGAACAUGAUCAUUCCGUUGUUCGUUAAAGGACUCGACUUUACUUAUGUGCCUCUAAAUAUUUCAUCUUAUCUAAUCGUUACUAGUAUUUAUUUAUCGCGUAUUCAUAGAGAACUUAGUUAUGAAACUUAUAACUUAAUUAAGACCGAUUCCUUGUGCAGAUUGUAUAUUAAAUAUAAUCGGAGAAGAAUUUGGCCCCCCCUUUUAUACAUUAUAAUCGUAUUAUUUGACGAAUUAAUUGUAUCAUAGGCACUGACACUUUCCUAGAAGGCAUACAUCAACAGAAAUAUUCUUAAAAAUCAAUUAAAAUCUCUAAAAGUCUCUAACUUUUGUAAUUAUCGUUGUCAAUAUAUAAACAGAUUAUGUAAAAAUGCUAGUACAUCCUCUUGGAUUUCAUCCCCCGUAACGCGGUGCCUAUGAGAAUUUUCUGUAUCUAUAUGUUAAUAUAAUUUUGUAAAAUUGUGAACAGAUUUUCGCUACCAACGAAUUUGCCUCGACACAGCUAAGCAGUUUGCCAAAAGGAGCUGACAUAAAUGAGAUAAAAAUUAGAUUAUUAAAAUGAAGGUAAAAGAAGAUAUAUUACAAGCUACGUAAAUUACAGACAUGCACGCAUAUAAAAUAUGACUUUAUAUGUUGGUAAUGAAAUUAAAACAUACAGUGAAUAACUUCGAGUAACAUACACCGGAUGUAUCGAAAGUUGAAAGUUUUUCUCAGCCACGCACUCCUCAAUUGAGAGAAAACACGUGACUUUUAAUACAUCCCACAUAUGAUCACGGUUAGAAAAACGGCGAUGUGUCAUCAACUGACCGUAUCAUGUAUGCCUCUGUCACGUUUCAGUAAGCAAUUAAUUAAUAUUUACCUUAUAAGUAAUACAAUCUUGAUGUAUUACUAAAUUGAUACGGUAUCACUCCAGAAAUAAGUUAUAUUUCCCGGUUAAUCAAUGUAACACGACAACUCUUAAAAGUAAAAUGAGUUUCAACACGUACAUUUUUGUAUAUAUCACGAUGUAGGUAUGUAAAAUGGCGCCACACUUAGUAUUGUACGUAAGCAUUACUGUUCAUGAUAUCUAUGUAAAUAUGUAACUGCCUAAAUGCGAAUAAAACAAGAGGAUAUAUCACUGCACAAUA
This is a messenger RNA of Linepithema humile (Argentine ant), 7621 nucleotides long. RefSeq names its product no long nerve cord (gene nolo). Gene Ontology annotation, cellular component: extracellular matrix. Lineage: Eukaryota; Metazoa; Arthropoda; Insecta; Hymenoptera; Formicidae. Gene Ontology annotation, biological process: extracellular matrix organization; proteolysis. The record is from RefSeq and is a predicted model, not a curated record. Gene Ontology annotation, molecular function: metalloendopeptidase activity.